AAAAAUUUUGCCGACAGAUGCCCUUACUGUUAGUUCACUGAACGAGCAUAUUGUGCGUAUAGUUUGUGUGACAUGGCUACGAGUAAUACAGAAGAAAUUGAGGAAGUUGAAAGAAAGGAGCAAGAAGUAGUAAACUUCGAUGAAUUCCCCCCAGAAGUUUUAAUCAAACAUCCACUUCAACAUACAUGGACUCUUUGGUAUUAUGAACCAGAUAGAAAUAAAACAUGGGAAGAAAGUCAAAGAAAAGUUACAAGUUUUGAUACAGCUGAAGAUUUCUGGAGUUUAUAUAAUCAUAUAAAGGCAGCAUCAGAAUUAAAACAAGGUUGUGACUAUAGCAUGUUCAAACAAGGAAUCCGACCUAUGUGGGAAGAUAAUGCCAAUAAAUGUGGUGGAAGAUGGCUUAUAAAUUUAGAUAAAAAGCAAAGAAAUACAGAUUUAGAUCACUUUUGGUUAGAAACUCUUUUAUGUAUGAUUGGUGAAGCAUUUAAUGGAUAUUCAGAUGAUAUUUGUGGGGCUGUUGUAAAUGUAAGGCAAAAAGGAGAUAAAAUUGGUGUAUGGACUGCAAAUGCUAAUAGUGAAGAUAGUGUUAUGGAAAUUGGACGUAAAUUAAGAGAAAGAUUAAAAAUUGCAUCCAAAGUUACUAUAGGCUAUCAAAUACAUAAAGAUGUUAUGGUCAAAGUAGGAAGUCAAACAAAAAAUGCUUAUGUUGUUUAAAUCUUAUUAAUGUUAUUAUCACUAUUCAUUAAAAAUUUUUCAAAUAACA
Messenger RNA from Apis mellifera (honey bee), 763 nucleotides. RefSeq names its product eukaryotic translation initiation factor 4E-1A (gene eIF4E4). Gene Ontology annotation, molecular function: translation initiation factor activity; RNA 7-methylguanosine cap binding. The record is from RefSeq and is a predicted model, not a curated record. Gene Ontology annotation, cellular component: cytoplasm; eukaryotic translation initiation factor 4F complex. Lineage: Eukaryota; Metazoa; Arthropoda; Insecta; Hymenoptera; Apidae. Gene Ontology annotation, biological process: translational initiation. The transcript has 4 exons. The coding region runs from base 73 to 714 and encodes 213 amino acids.